AUGAUAAUCGUGUUUCUUAGUGAACUAUCCACCGCCUUUGAGAUUGCUGGGCCCUCUACAAAGCCGGAAGAGGCCAUUCAGCGUUACCUUGAACUUUAUCGGGAGAGCAGUUUAGCGAAUGUUCUAUCGACUCAUCAACAGCAGAAGAAACUUAAUAUUAUCGCCGAUGAUAUCUUAUCCAAUUUCCUGGAUUCGACAGCUUACGCCUGCCCUCCUCUUAGGAGCUUCCUUCGAGAAAUACUAUCUGGUAUUGUUCUUGAAUCCACCAUAUCCAAUCUGUCCAGGCCUGAGACUAUAAACAGUUGGAUAAUUUAUUUGCUUAGCGAAGGCGAGUCGGGAAUAAUGAGCGCAAUCGAUGCUGGUGUUGAAGGUGCCCGCAACGAUGGGGUAACUACAGCGAGCCGCUGCCAUAUGGACACAUCUCUGACAACUUCGUUUGAUAGCUUUGAUUUGAAGUCGAAGUCUCCCAUUAAGGCUUACCAAGGAGGACCUGAUUAUGCAGAUAAGGCAACAGAGGAAGCCAUAACCGAAGCAAAACGUCUGAGUGCUAUGAUUGCCGCCCAAGAUCUACAAAGUCAAAGCUUUGACCAAACAACAGAAAAUAGCUCGGGGAGUCAGACUUCUCAGCAUGUUGACGGAUUUUCUCCGGGAUCUACCAUUGACGCUAUGAAGGAUAAACCUGUCCCUGAAGUACAAAGGAGAGUGGAAGUCCCUGAAGCCAAGAUGGACGGGACCCCAUCUCAAAUGAGCAUUGAGCAGGGCGCCACGAGAGAAUCUGGGUCCUCAUCGGGGCUAUCAGUGAGAUCCUCAUCAUUAGAGCAACCCUUGUUGUUGUCAUCUCCAUUAACUCUUCACCGCGCAUUUGUAUCGAUACACGAUGGUUCUGAGUCCAGUGAAGAAAUCAUAUUACGAUCGAAACCAACCUCUAGUUAUUUGCUCCAGAUUGAACCGUCCUCGGCGCCGUGUACUGGAUGGAUGGUUUUUAGAAACUAUGCGGAUUUCGAGUCUCUUCAUGAAACGCUAGAAGCUAUCUCAAGAUUAAACAAAAUCCAACAAUUUUCUGACGCCCACUCCUUACUUCCCACAUGGAAACGCUUGACGAGUCGAGCUCUUGCAAACAAUUUAGAAAGGUACCUACAGGAUGCUCUCCAAUAUGAGCCACUCGCGGAGUGCGAGAGAAUGAGACGUUUUCUUGAAAAAGAAGGACCCAUCAACCAUGAGACUAAAUCCUCGACGAAGUCUAGCUUUUUCCCGAGCCAGGCAGCACUGGAGAACGUGGGAAAGGGAGUUUUGGGUGUCUUGACCAACGCACCUAAAAGCGUCUCUGGUGGACGCAAUGCCGUUUUUAGUGGGAUGGCUGGAGUAUUUGGAGCAGGACCAAGCAAAAAUACAGUGUCUAGUUUGAUUCCGGCUAACAGUAAUACUGCACGUUUUGGCGAUUCUUUUCAAAUCCCGCCCGGAAUGUCCGGGAGCAUAGGAGAUGCAGUAGCAGGUCCCCUCCCAGUUCACCACGAGUCCCAGGAGCAUGCGCCUACGCUUCCAGAGUCUUCCUCUACAAGGCCAUCUGUCCGUGGUACUGAACAUUUGGAGGAAAGCGUGCCAAUUGACCUGGAAGGAACAACAAGCAGCGCUACAGAGAAUGCUAGUUCUGGAAAUGACUUUUCCAGCGAUUCUGAUAUGGUACUUCGUAUUCAUGGGUUGUCAGAAGCUACACAAUGUUUAGAUGAACAGUGGAGGAACGAUCUUCGGAAGGAGGAUUUCGUGGAGCAAACGACUACUUCUGGGCGAGGCCUUUCGUCUGAUAAGAACCUUUCAAUCACGCAGGAUGAGACUCGUGUUGCGGUAGAGCUUAUUUUUGCUGUUAUAAAUGAGUUAUACAUGUUGUCUUCUGCCUGGAACAUACGCCGAACCCUUCUGAAUGCAGCAAAGACCUAUAUGCUACGCCCAGGAAACCCAAAUUUAGAGACAAUCCGCGGACUUCUGCAAAAUUCAAUGCUUGAUGCUAAUACAUCGGAUCAAGCACUUGCACGAUAUAUUGUGAGACUCCGCGAAAAUGCUCUUCCAACAGAAUCAGAACUAGAGUCCUGGCCAUCGCCACCGAAUGACGCCGAAAAGGAACGUUUAAGACAGACGGCCCGAAGGAUUCUUGUACAAAAGGGGCUUCCGCAGACACUAACGGGUGUAAUGGGAGCAGCUGCCAGCCGGGAAGCGCUCGAAAAAGUGUUUGAUUGUCUUCAGGUCCAAAGCGUGGCGAAGGGGUUUGUUUUCUCCAUUGUAGUGCAGGCAUUGAAGGCUGUAACUCUCUGA
Messenger RNA from Aspergillus tanneri, 2307 nucleotides. RefSeq names its product PX domain protein. The coding region runs from base 1 to 2307 and encodes 768 amino acids. The record is from RefSeq and is a predicted model, not a curated record. Lineage: Eukaryota; Fungi; Ascomycota; Eurotiomycetes; Eurotiales; Aspergillaceae. The transcript has a single exon. Gene Ontology annotation, molecular function: phosphatidylinositol binding. Gene Ontology annotation, cellular component: intracellular membrane-bounded organelle.